Molecule: messenger RNA, 792 nt
Organism: Aspergillus fischeri NRRL 181
Lineage: Eukaryota; Fungi; Ascomycota; Eurotiomycetes; Eurotiales; Aspergillaceae
Exons: 2
Coding region: 1-792 (263 amino acids)
Source: RefSeq, a predicted model, not a curated record
AUGGCCCCCGGGAUACAAGACUCGCUGAGCGAGCUCCCAGCAGCAGUCCUCACUGAGGAAGAAACGUCUUCAACCAAACGGAGCAGAAGCAGACGCCCACUCUCACUCAUCCAUCACAGCCUGGUCACAUCCGACAUGGACGCGCUGAAAUUCCACGCCGCCGCAUCACUCCAGCUGUGCUUCAGUCCCUAUCAAGAUAUCACCAUCAGCAGCAUAGCAGACUCCGACUCAGAUCUAGAUGCUCAGCUUCUGAUAACAUCACCAUACAACUCCCCUCUCCACCUUCUCAACCUCCAAACCCUCGAUCCACACUCUCGUCUCCUCGCCCAGGCUCUCACAAUCCUCCGCCCCGUGCGCGCCGACUACGCCACAGCCCCCUACGCAGACUCCUUCAACUGGCCCUCUGUCUUUGCGUUCCUGCGGGAUCUGAGCACACGCGAGGGAUACACUUGGUCCCGAACGAAAUUCUACGUCGUCGUCUUCCGGUCAACCUUGCUAGCGGACGCGGAUGCGGACCGACUGCAUGAGCUGGAUGCACGGUCGCAUCAGGAGGCUGUGGCCAGUGGGGGGUUACUCAAGUAUUGGUUUGGGACGAAGAAUGCGCGGAGGGAGAAUCUGGCGACUUGUGUCUGGCGGAGCCGGGAGGAUGCGCAUCGAGGAGGGACGGGGCCAUGGCAUCGGAAGGCGAGAGGAGCGGCUAGAGAGAUGUAUGAGAAGAUUGUGUUUACGACGAUGGAACUGGUGGUUGGGGAUGAGGUGGGAGAGUGGUCGUUUGCGGAGUGGGCUGGUUGA